Molecule: messenger RNA, 2379 nt
Organism: Leptidea sinapis
Lineage: Eukaryota; Metazoa; Arthropoda; Insecta; Lepidoptera; Pieridae
Gene: Mcm5
Product: DNA replication licensing factor Mcm5
Exons: 13
Coding region: 122-2311 (729 amino acids)
Biological process (GO): DNA replication; double-strand break repair via break-induced replication; DNA replication initiation
Cellular component (GO): MCM complex; nucleus
Molecular function (GO): single-stranded DNA binding; 3'-5' DNA helicase activity; DNA replication origin binding
Source: RefSeq, a predicted model, not a curated record
UGUUUGUAAAACAACACAGUACACGCCGGUUUAUUUAUAAUUUUAAACUUAUUUAAUAAUAUAAUAAAUUCAUAGUGUAUCAAAGGUCGCUGUGAAAUUUUAAAAACUUUAAUCCUUAAAAAUGGAAGGCUUUGAUGACCCCGGUGUAUUCUUUUCUGACAAUUUUGGUGUGGAAGAAAACGAAUCUCAGGAUCAGAUUAACCUACAAGCUGUAAAGAAAAAGUUCAAAGAAUUUAUUCGACAAUUUCAUACUGGAAACUUUAAUUUUAAAUACAGAGAUGCCUUAAAACGUAAUUAUAAUCUCCACCAAUAUUGGGUGGAAAUAAAUAUUGAAGACUUAUCUAGUUUUGAUGAAGUUUUAGCUGAAAAGCUGUACAAGAAACCUACUGAACAUUUACCUAUUUUGGAAGAAGCCGCAAAAGAAUUGGCAGAUGAAUUAACAGCGCCAAGACCUGAAGGGGAAGAAAAGGUUGAAGAUAUUCAAGUUCUACUAAUAUCAGAUGCCCAUGCAGCUAAUUUGAGGGAGUUAAAGUCUGAAACUGUUUCAAGAUUAGUUAAAAUACCAGGAAUAAUUAUAUCAGCAUCCGGAAUAAAAGCAAAAGCUACAAAAAUAUCAAUACAAUGCAGAUCAUGUCGAAACAUAAUACCAAAUCUUCCGGUGAAACCAGGACUUGAAGGAUAUGUUAUGCCUCGCAAAUGUAACACAGAGCAGGCUGGCCGUCCUAAAUGCCCACUAGAUCCGUACUUCAUUAUUCCAGAUAAGUGCAAGUGUAUUGACUAUCAGGUCUUAAAACUUCAAGAGGCUCCCGAAAAUAUCCCUCAAGGAGAAAUGCCACGUCAUUUGACAGUGUAUUGUGAAAGAAUGCUCUGUGAGAGAGUUGCUCCAGGUGCUAGAGUCACUGUGCUUGGUAUUUACUCUAUAAAAAAGAUUGCCAGGAUUGGUAAAGAAAGUCGUGAGAGAGGCUCAGUGGGUGUCCGCUCUUCAUAUCUACGGGCAGUUGGACUCACAGCUGAGGAAGGUGUUACUGGUGGACUCAAGCCGUUCACUGCUGACGAAGAGGAACAGUUCAGAAGGCUAGCGGCCUCCCCUGAUAUAUAUGACAGAAUUGCAAAAUCUAUAGCACCCAGUGUAUUUGGUGUUGCAGAUAUGAAGAAGGCAAUUGCAUGUCUUUUAUUUGGAGGAUCUCGUAAAAGACUGCCGGACGGUCUCACACGUCGUGGUGAUAUCAACAUCCUAUUGCUGGGAGACCCUGGCACUGCCAAGUCUCAACUCCUAAAAUUUGUGGAGAAGGUAGCUCCCAUUGGAGUUUACACGUCGGGGAAAGGAUCCAGUGCGGCUGGUCUUACUGCUUCAGUCAUUAGAGAUCCUGGCAGUCGUAAUUUCGUAAUGGAAGGCGGAGCGAUGGUUCUCGCGGACGGGGGCGUGGUUUGUAUCGACGAGUUCGACAAGAUGAGGGAGGACGACCGCGUGGCCAUACACGAGGCUAUGGAGCAACAGACCAUUUCUAUUGCUAAGGCUGGUAUAACAACAACACUAAACUCCCGGUGCUCGGUGCUCGCGGCUGCUAACUCCGUGUUCGGUCGCUGGGACGACACCAAGGCAGACGACAACAUAGACUUCAUGCCCACGAUACUGUCCAGAUUUGAUAUGAUAUUCAUUGUUAAGGACGAACAUGACCAGAACAGAGAUAUUACUCUAGCCAAGCACAUCAUGUCAGUCCACAUGGGAGGCAACAGCGCUGAGAGGGAGACAGUUGAGGGUGAAUUACCUCUGAAUGUCCUGCGGCGGUACUCCGCGUACUGCCGGCUGAGGUGCGGGCCAAGACUGUCUGAGGCUGCGGCGGAGAGACUCGGAGCCAGAUACGUGCUCAUGAGGUCCGGAGCCUCGCAGCACGAGCGACAGGCCGACAAGCGACUCUCUAUACCCAUCACUGUGAGACAACUAGAAGCCAUCGUGAGGAUAUCGGAGUCUCUCGCCAAGAUGCAGCUGCUGCCGUUCGCGACGGAGGCUCACGUCACUGAAGCGCUGCGUCUGUUCCAGGUGUCCACGCUGGACGCCGCGAUGACGGGAUCCUUAUCUGGUGCAGAAGGAUUCACAAGCGAGGAAGACCAAGAAAUGCUGUCCCGGGUUGAGAAGCAGUUAAAGCGCAGGUUCGCAGUGGGGUCCCAGGUGUCAGAACAGACGAUAAUCCAGGACUUUCUGAGGCAGAAAUAUCCGGAGCGCGCCAUACAUAAAGUGAUUCACACCAUGAUACGACGGGGAGAGUUGCAGCAUCGCUUGCAGAGGAAAAUGCUUUACCGCCUUUCUUAGUACAUACUACAAUAGUGCCUUACGGAAUAUGUUGAAUCAUGCUAAUUAAUAAAAAUAACUAAUUUUUA